Messenger RNA from Hordeum vulgare subsp. vulgare (domesticated barley), 363 nucleotides. RefSeq lists its product as uncharacterized. Bases 1 to 354 code for a protein of 117 amino acids. The transcript is spliced from 5 exons. The record is from RefSeq and is a predicted model, not a curated record. Lineage: Eukaryota; Viridiplantae; Streptophyta; Magnoliopsida; Poales; Poaceae.
AUGGGGAGCAGCGAGGCGAGGUGGUCGUGGCUGGACGCGCGCUCGUCGAUGCCACAGCAGGAUAGGACGCGUGCAACAGGGAGCAGCGGGUCACUCUGCUGGAUCUGUUGCUGGGGUCGUCGAUCUGUUGAUGUGGUCGUUGACUUACAGAUCAAUCCGUCCGCUCUUGCUGGUGCCUCCUUUAGUCUGACCCGGUUGACCCGGUUGCGUCUACAUUCAUUGAUCUACAGAAAUUCUUGCCUGAAUCUUGCAAUGGAGAUAGUGUCAAUAAUGGAGUUGAAGUUUUCCUCUAUUGUCUAUGAAGAAGACACGGGGAUGACAGUGAAUCAUCGAGUAAUAACCAAGAUCAUCUAGAUGUAUGAA